This is a messenger RNA of Sphaeramia orbicularis (orbiculate cardinalfish), 1102 nucleotides long. RefSeq names its product polyubiquitin-like. The coding region runs from base 274 to 816 and encodes 180 amino acids. The record is from RefSeq and is a predicted model, not a curated record. Lineage: Eukaryota; Metazoa; Chordata; Actinopteri; Kurtiformes; Apogonidae. The transcript is spliced from 6 exons. Gene Ontology annotation, molecular function: protein binding.
CGAAGAUACAGGACCAUGACGGCAUCCCUAUUGAUGAGAUGCAGAUCAAAUUUGGAUUGAGACAACUGGAAGAUGAAAGGACAGUAUCUGACUGUGGAAUUAAACAUCUGUCCCUCGUCGAAGUAAUUUGGUUUCGUGGGACGGAAACAGUCAAGAUGAACACCAUGUGGUAAAACUCGAAGGACAGAGACAUCGGGUGGAAGUCCGUUCAUCUGACACGGUCCAGGCCCUCAAGACCCAGCUCCGAGUCCAGACCGGGAUCCCAUCGAACACAUGAUGUGCACCACCCCUGUGGGACAGAUACUGGAAGACGAAUGCAUUCCGUCUAAGUGCGGAUUCUCCCUCCUAUGCCUCUGGAUCCGGCCCCAGGAAACUGGUCUGACCUUCACCGUGAAGACAGAGAAGGAAAUUGAACAUGAGGUCCACAUGGACUCCCUGGAUCUGGUCAAGACGUUGAAAUUAAUUCUGCAGGAAAAAACACAAUGUCCAAUCGAUCGGCAGAAACUCAUGUUUAAUGGCAGGCAACUGGAAGACGACCACCCACUGUCUGUAUAUGAGAUCCAACAGGCGUCUGUCGUCCACAUGAUGGUUCACAAAAACAACGAUGUCGUUGUCAAAGUGAAACAAAUGAUAGGGUAUAAAUCAUGGCUUAUCGACCUCAACCUUUGUGACACUGUGAAGAAUCUGAAGGCGAAGAUACAGGACCAUGACCGCGGCCCUAUUGAUGAGAUACACAUCUUUUUUGAAGGAGAGGAACUGAAAGAUGAAAGGACAGUAUCUGACUGUGGAAUUAACAUCUGUCCAACGUCGACGUAAUUAGGUUUAGUGGUGAGUGGGAAAACCAUCCAGUUACGAUGUGUUCUGUAAGUCAUAGUAGUACUGAAGGAGAGGAAGAGGAAGACAAGGAUGCAGGUGAGAAGAGAGGCAGAAGCAUAAGUAUGGACAACUUGGCCAACUUUAACCACUAAACACCUCGGUGGUGUUAGAUUUCUUGAUGCUCUGCGCAGAUUCAUACAGAAACGGUGUCUUAAUUCUCUGUAUGUUCUGUGCAUCUAGUGAAUUAAAAUGAAAUCAGAAAAUUUUUGAAUGUGGUCCUGAACAG